CUCCUUUGCUUUAUAACCAAACCCUCUUAACGAAUUCUGUUUGAUGCCCGCCUUUCCUUUACUCCCCUCUCUAUUUCGGUAAAUAGUUUCCAGUCCGUCACCAUGUCCAAUGUCGAUUUAUCCAGUGACGGCUUCAUUGGCCUAGACUACGACUCGAGGAACUAUCUCCAGGCGCAGACAUGGCCCGUGGCAGUGGAUCACCAGCCCUCCCAACGACCAGAUGGAUCGCGAGAUAUCUCGUCCUUGCAAACCAGCGGUCACGCCUUCGAUCAGACGGUAGUUCAUGACCCUAACUUGAUCGUCGACUGGCAAUUCCACGGGCAGCACUUGCAACCCCACCUUCAGUACACUCAAGAGGAAGCGUCGUCCGCCCCUCAGUACGCUACCGCCAGCUAUGGCAUGCCUCUCCACUCUUCGCCCGUGGAUCUGAUGCCCCCAACCCAUGACCAUAUGAGCACGAGCCUGCUCGAUGGUCCCUACCUGUCUCUGUCUGCCCCAGUGGAGAUGGUGCCCUUUCCUUAUCAGGACUUCCAGACGGACCUCAUGGGGUUCACGGGGCCCCACGGCCUCCCGGAUAUGACCUCUUAUGCUGCGCCGCACAACCUGAUCGAGAGCAGUUCACCGACCGACACUUAUCUGGAGGUCCGGUCUCUCACCAGUUCAAGCAGCGACAACGGUUGGAAUACCAUUGAGACCCGCCGCCCUCAUGAGUUCACCUAUCCCGAUCAGUUCUUCAUCAAUCCCACGCAGACUCUGCACGACAGGAGUCUGUCGGAGUCGUCCUACUCGACGUCGUACGGCAGUUUUGUGGAGAUCACCAAUCCGAUCAACUCGCCUGGUUCCGAUACCAACUUCGACGCGGCGUUCAACAACAGCCUGACCCGGCGUGUAUCCUACGACCACGCUUCGCACGGCUCAGUCUCUCCAACGGCCGUGAGCCCUGUGGCUAUUGUACGACCCGUUCCAGUGCCGGCCAAGAAGCCGACUUCGCCUCGGUCUGCCGCCUCGCAGUCAUCUUCUGCUUCGCCGCCGAGCAGAAAGCCUUCGCGCAAGAGUCCAAUCGCUGCGAAGACAGCUGAGACCAAGGUUCGGAAGCAGACGCAGAACGGGAAGCCGGAGACCACCGAGAAGCGGAUUGGCAAGCGCAAAGGUCCGCUCAAGCCUGACCAGCGAAAGCAGGCCAGCGAGAUACGGAAACUGAGAGCUUGCCUGCGGUGCAAGUUCCUUAAGAAGACGUGCGACAAAGGUGAACCGUGUGCCGGUUGUCAACCGUCGCAUGCUCGCUUGUGGCAGGUUCCUUGCACCCGCAUUGAUAUCAAGGAGAUUGGCUACUUCAUGAAGGACUGGAAAGCGGACUACGAACGCCACGUUUCUCUUGGAUUCUCGGUUGGAAACAUCAAGGGUUUCUCGGAACACGAGACGACACUCUACAUCACGCACGGAUACGGCCAAAUCCUUCCGAUCAACGCUCGUGAGGUGUACGUGCGGGACGAGCAAUGCUUCAGCGUGGACUGGGUUGAGACCAUGCACCGGGAGCCCACUGAGUUCGAGGUGGAAACUGCCAAGCUGUCUGCGGGAAUGGAGGGUAUCUCCCAUGCUAUGCUUUCCGAGUAUCUGGAUCGCCACAUCGACGGCAACGGCACUUUUGAGAAGUUUGUUGAUGACUAUUUUGAGGGCACGCCUUUCUUGACCCAGAUGCUGAAGACUGCUUUCCGCUACUAUUAUCGCACGAAGCUGCCCGUCAUCCGCAAGGCCUUGAAGCUCAUUAUCGCCUACAACCUGACGCUCCAUGUAACCUUAGUGGAAGGUUUGGGUGAGGAGCAAGGCAUGCCUGGAAAGAUCGACUCAUCAGCGUCGAGGUUCAAGGGCAAGACGAUGGCCCCGGUCAUGAUCAACUUUCAGAUCAAGUGCGCCAUGGCGAACAUGUGGCGCGAGCUGCAAAAGGAUGUUUUGGAGGAGCUGUCUAGCCUCUACUCCAGUGUCUACAGCGGCGACAAGUUGAAGAACUGGCCCACCAUUUUCAUUCUGGCCUCGAUCCUUCUCGCGGUCUGGGAGGAGAUGCAGUUUGACUGCCACUACCGUACUCCGGAACCCGCUGCUGUGGAGAAGUUCUGCAACGAUAUGGAGACCACCCCCGUCGGCGUCAUCGUUGGUCUGUUCCAGGCAAUCUCACAGAAGCUUCCCGCCUUUACGGAUUGGGAGACCACGAAACACCACCACUUGCUGCACUCCAACCCGGAUGUCUGCACCACGAUGACUGAGGUCCGGCAGCAUGUGACUCAGUUUGAGAGCUACCUCCGGGGCCGGUCCGGCAGCACCAAGUUCAACCGCAACGACUUCGACUGCUUAUCCAACAAAUUUCUUUCCAGACUUGUGAUUCGUGCGAAUUAGAUGACGUGUUACGGCUCUGAAAAUGACGGAAGACACGACACGAAACGAUGAUAUAUGCCGGCAUUGAUGAUUAUGAAACUCACAGCACAGCAAUUAGCGAUCGCAUCGCUCUGUUCGUUCGUAUUGUUUCGCCGUUGUCAUCAUGAUGCUUUUCCCUUUUUGUUUGUUUGUGUUUCUCCCCGUGCGGGGAGAACGAGGCCCGACUCUGCCGGUUCUAGCAGCCUGAAGCAUUUGCGCUUGCUUUUAUCCACCCUUUCCUUCUCAGUGGUAUACCUUU
Messenger RNA from Aspergillus homomorphus CBS 101889, 2668 nucleotides. Its product is annotated as Zn(II)2Cys6 transcription factor domain-containing protein. Gene Ontology annotation, biological process: regulation of DNA-templated transcription. The record is from RefSeq and is a predicted model, not a curated record. NCBI's taxonomy places the organism in Eukaryota, Fungi, Ascomycota, Eurotiomycetes, Eurotiales, Aspergillaceae. Gene Ontology annotation, molecular function: zinc ion binding; DNA-binding transcription factor activity, RNA polymerase II-specific. The coding region runs from base 103 to 2391 and encodes 762 amino acids. The transcript is spliced from 4 exons.